AUGGCUCUAUCAUCACAUUCUUCUCCUCCAUCAUCACAGACCCAGGAGCUAGCGCAGAUUGAGCUUCAGGACCAGUUAAACCUUCACAGCAUCAAGGCUCUGCAUUAUAUGCGAAGCCAGCGGCCUAAGAAUACAUCAAGGGUUUAUGUUAGCAAGCAUAAAGAAUGGCAGAGCUUCUGCAAAAAGCAGGGCUUCCCAGAUGGCGAAUUAGUUACAGAGAAGAAGCUUGUCUACUUUCUUGGUACUGAGUUCCUAAACCGGCCCCUCCGGUCCUGUCAAUACAAAAAAGAUCGCACUCGGCCUGAUGGAUCAAAGGUUGAACAAACUCUAGGGACCAAUUCUAUUACGCAAUAUAUCAAUGCUAUUGUGGACCUCUGGAAGUUCCAAAAAAGUAUUGGGACGAAUACCUUUCCUAACCCCCGUGGAUAUGCCGUUUCGGUCUUGAUGACCGGCCGACUACAUAAGGAAAGCGAGAGAAAGCGCGAGCAAUAUCUUGACCGAGCCGCAGGCACCCUACAAGAUGGAUAUUCUAAGGACAAGAUUAAGGACUUCGUACGAUACUGUUGGCAAGGGUGGAGGUCAAAAGACCUUAAGCAUCGAAAGCCUCAGGCCCAGGAGUCUUAUCUUCGUACGGCCGUGGAUUUCCUUUUCAGUCAUAAUAUGCUUCUUCGUGGAGAAUCACGCCGGCGGCUCCAAUUUCCUGACCUAUUUACUAUCUCCUUGCCUAACGAAGGCCCGACCCCCUGCUGGCCAAUGAUUAUGAUGAUGAAUAACGGAAAGACAAAUCAAUUUGGUCGCUUGCAAUAUAUGGGAGUAAUACGCCAUCAGGAUCCACUUCUUUGUACGAUGAGCCAGGCAGCUUUUUAUCUCUUUUAUCCCUGGCAGAUAAUAGGAGAGUCACCACCGCAGUUUCGGAGCCGACCACAGUGGUAUAAUUUCCACUUCUUUAAGGGCUUAGAUCAAGAGAAGCCUAUCUCGUACGAGAUCCAGCUAAAAUGGGCUAAUGAGGUCUAUAAUGCAAUCAAUCUCUCUACUGACAAGAAGACGCAUGCUGGCCGUGCCCAGGGGUCAAAACAAGCCGAGCUAGAAGGCGUGGAAGAGAACCAGAUCCGUCGCGCUGGUCAAUGGAAUCAGGACGCAUUAACUAACUGCUAUCUGACGCAUCUACCGCGGAAAUUCCUUCGUUCAAUGGCUGGUUUCCAGCCUGAUACAAUUGGGAAUUACUAUCUUCCCCGAGCAAAAAUUCAACCUCCAGAUUCUCUCGUACGAGCUCUCUGGCCAUGGGUCGAUCAGUGGCUUGCUUGGUUCCAGUCUAAUGAUCCUACAAAUAAGCCACCUAGCGUGGCCGUUAGUCAGGAACAGGAAGACCGAGAUGAUAUGGCAGCGCAAGGCUUCUUGCAGCUACUAAAUCAACUACGGAUAAUCCUCCUCCAAGACUCAGUUCUCCUACAGGCGCAAUUCCCUGGGCAUUCUAUGUGGGAUGACCAUAUCUUCGUACGAGAAGACUAUACUACAUUUGCAGAGCAAAUACGGCAGUCCCUUCCUUGUACAGAGACCCCUCAGGAGAUUCAGCUCCGACAGACGCUUCCAAUUAUUGCCGAUCGCCUUAGUGUCCUCCAGAAGGAUAUCCAUCAGGCGGUUGAUCUUCAUGGUUAUCAGGCUCAUGAACAGCUUAGAAAGAUUACUCGCCAGCUUCAUGAUCUUCUUUCUGGCCAUGUUACCUUUGCCGUACGAGCUAUGGAUGCCUCUAUUAUUGAAGCGCGGACACCAGACUCAGACUCCUUCACACCCUCUUCUCAGCUAGCAGCAUGUCUAUCAGAGGUAUCAUCUUUGCAGCCUCCUAUAGAUAAGCAGCAGCUUCUCCCGAAGAGGAUCAGUACUCCCUCUUUAUUACCCCCCUCUCGAUCUCUCUACUCGCUCUCUCGUACGAUCCAGACUGUGCCAGAGGUCUGGGAGAGUGGACAUGUGGGUUAG
This is a messenger RNA of Penicillium cosmopolitanum, 1974 nucleotides long. RefSeq names its product short-chain dehydrogenase. Gene Ontology annotation, molecular function: DNA binding. The coding region runs from base 1 to 1974 and encodes 657 amino acids. The record is from RefSeq and is a predicted model, not a curated record. NCBI's taxonomy places the organism in Eukaryota, Fungi, Ascomycota, Eurotiomycetes, Eurotiales, Aspergillaceae. The transcript has 2 exons.